AUGACUUCUUUGACUUCGUCUGCUACAGCUCCAGCAACGCCAUCCUCCAUAACAUCUACGACGUCAUCCACCUCGGUACGUCUCGCACCAAACGCUCAAUCAGACUCAAAUACAGCCUCUAUUUACACAAAGUCUCCACCCAACAAUGUGUCAUUAGGACCUGUCAUCACCCGCGCCCUUAGAGAUCUCGCCCUGAUCCUUCUCAAAAUUAUCACCCUCAUCAUUCCACAGGGACGUCAUUCCCCAAACCAAAAAGAAAAGCUGAUGAGCAUAAAUCAGCUUACCGGCUAUAAAUCAUGA
Sclerotinia sclerotiorum 1980 UF-70 is the source of this 300-nucleotide messenger RNA. RefSeq lists its product with no specific name. NCBI's taxonomy places the organism in Eukaryota, Fungi, Ascomycota, Leotiomycetes, Helotiales, Sclerotiniaceae. The coding region runs from base 1 to 300 and encodes 99 amino acids. The record is from RefSeq and is a predicted model, not a curated record. The transcript has a single exon.